Fibroporia radiculosa is the source of this 1389-nucleotide messenger RNA. RefSeq lists its product as uncharacterized. The transcript is spliced from 17 exons. The record is from RefSeq and is a predicted model, not a curated record. Lineage: Eukaryota; Fungi; Basidiomycota; Agaricomycetes; Polyporales; Fibroporiaceae. Bases 1 to 1389 code for a protein of 462 amino acids. Gene Ontology annotation, biological process: carbohydrate metabolic process; tricarboxylic acid cycle; citrate metabolic process. Gene Ontology annotation, cellular component: mitochondrial matrix.
AUGUUCAGACGCGGUUCCGCCAUAGCGAAGUCUUUCUCAAGGGGAUUCGCCCACCAGCAGCGCCUCGCUUCUACUACAACUAUAAGGGAGGCACUCGAGGACGUCAUUCCGCACAAACAAGCGCGCCUGAAGCAGCUUAAAGCGGAACAUGGACAGGCAGUCAUUGGAGAUGUCAAGGUUGAGCAAAUCAUUGGUGGCAUGCGUGGCUUGAAGUCUAUGCUCUGGGAGGCUUCUGUUCUCGAUCCGAUGGAGGGUAUCCGCUUCCAUGGGCUGUCCAUCCCCGAUUGCCAAAAGGUGUUGCCUGCAGCUCAGGGCGGCAAGGAGAUCAUCGCAGAGAGCAUGCUUUGGCUCCUUCUCACUGGAAAGAUUCCCACCGAAGCUGAGACGCGUCAGCUCUCCCGUCAACUUGCGGAGAAGGGCGAGUUGCCCGAUUACAUCGUCAAGCUUAUUGACUCGCUUCCGCAGACAUUACAUCCCAUGACACAGCUCGGUAUGGGUGUUGCGGCUCUUAACCAGGAGAGUGCCUUUGCGGCUGCAUAUGAGCGCGGCAUCAAAAAGAGCGAGUACUGGGUAUAUGCUUUGGAAGACAGUCUCAAUCUCCUGGCACGCCUCCCAGCUCUCGCUGCGCGCAUCUACCGCAACGUGUACAAGCCUGGGCAACCUAUUCCGAACAUUAACAAGGAUCUGGACCUUGUUGGAAACUACGUCAACAUGCUUGGAUAUGGAAAUAAUCAUGAUCUGACCGAAUACCUUCGGCUUUACAUCGCUUUACAUGGCGACCAUGAAGGCGGAAACGCGUCCGCUCAUACCGCUCACCUUGUCGCUUCUACGCUCUCUGAUCCAUACUUAUCGUAUUCUGCUGCACUGUUUGCACUUGCAGGCCCUCUGCACGGACUGGCAAACCAGGAGGUGCUCAGAUGGCAGAUGAACAUGCAGAAGGAGAUCGGCGAUAAUGUUACGCACGAACACAUCAAAGAGUUCCUCUGGCGCACUCUGAAAAGUGGCCAGGUUGUCCCUGGUUAUGGGCACGGUGUACUGAGGAACCCCGACCCUCGCUUCAUUGCUCUGCAGCAAUUCUGCGAGACUCGCCCUGAGCUAUUGAAGGACCCUGUCAUCCAGUUGGUAAAGAAGACAUAUGAUGUUGCUCCGGCCAUCCUGAAAGAGCACGGCAAGACGAAGAACCCAUUCCCUAACGUCGAUGCUGCUUCCGGUUGCGUCCUGUACCACUAUGGCCUUACGCAGUUCAAGUACUACACCGUUAUCUUCGGCGUUUCCAGAGCAUUGGGCGCCCUGACGCAGAUCGUUUGGGCCAGAGCUCUUGGCCUCCCGCUCGAGCGACCAAAAUCUUUGUCCAUGGAUGCGAUCGAAGGACUCAUCAAGAGUUCAUGA